GGCCAACGUGUGCUUUUCACCCUACGGCCAACCAACGAGAUGGCGCGACACCUGGACUCUAGACAGCACAGGAUGGCUGUCCAUAUGAUACGUAGCAAACGGCUAAGUAACUCACAAACUGCUCAGAUUGCCAAAUGUAGCGAGAGGACUAUUACCGAGCUCCGCAGAAAGUUGCGACUGUACGGCACCGCCAGACCUCACCUUGUCCGCGCUGGCCGGCCACCAAGCAUCACCCCUCUCAUGCUCGAGGCGUUAUGUGAUCAUCUUGUUGAAAAGCCAGGCCUCUAUAUUGAAGAAAUGGCAGUCUUUCUAUGGGACGAAUUCAGUGUUCUCCCUUCAACGUCAAGCAUUCAAAGAGCCCUUUCCCGGCAUGGUUGGACGAAAAAGCAGGCGCGACAGAAAGCAAAAGAACAGAACCCUCAACUAAGAGCUUUCUAUCAGCAUAAACUGUCAAAUUACCGGUCCGAUCAGCUUGUUUUCGUUGAUGAAUCCGGAUGUGAUAAACGGGUUGGCUUCCGUCGCACUGGUUGGUCUCCACUCGGGGUGACCCCAGUCCAAAUUUCUCAAUUUCACCGUGGUCAACGUUACCAUAUACUUCCAGCCUAUGCUCAAGAUGGAAUUGUAAUCUCAGACAUCUAUCAAGGUUCAACUGAUGGUACGGUCUUCGAAAGCUUCAUCCAGCGGCUUCUUCGGCAUUGUCGGAGAUUUCCAGAGCCAAGAUCCGUGAUAGUCAUGGAUAAUGCAUCCUUCCAUCGCUCAGAGCGCGUCCAACAGCCGUGUUCUGAUGCAGGAGUCAAAUUACUCUAUCUACCACCUUACUCGCCAGGUUUCUAUCCUAUUGAGGAGUUUUUUGCCGAGCUGAAGGCAUAUAUCAAGAAAACUUGGUCAACAUUCGCGGAAAAUCCUGGUCAAGGCUUUCAUUCCUUCCUCCGAAAAUGUGUCCAGAUUGUUGGUGAGCGAGAGAAGAGUGCUGAGGGCCACUUUCGACACGCGGGCAUAACGUUAGCAUCAGCGUAA
Molecule: messenger RNA, 1017 nt
Organism: Aspergillus calidoustus
Lineage: Eukaryota; Fungi; Ascomycota; Eurotiomycetes; Eurotiales; Aspergillaceae
Source: the annotation of a GenBank genome assembly